UGACAGAACACAUUAAGUAAAAAUAAAUAAAUAUCAUCUAAUAAUAAACAAUAUUAAUUUUAUUUUUAAGAAAAGUAUUUUGUGCAUAACUAGCCCGUGUUUAGAACAUUAAUCCAAGGAAGUCAUCGGAUUCUGCUUUUCACCCGAAUCUUCUUUUUGUUGUUUUAUUUUAAUAAGAAGUGAAAUUUAAAUAUCCUGUUUCCGCCCCUUUACCUCCUAUUUAAACGCCUUCUUCUUCGUCCAUUUCCUCCCAUCCCCAAAGCAUUCUCUUUUACUGGAGAAACAAAGAAUGAAUCCCUUUUCAUCCUUUCUUUCUCUUUUACUGCCACUUCUGGUCACCCUUUUUCUUCUUAUUCUUUUAUUAGAACAGAUUUGGUAUUUGCGAAGGAAGCGAAAUGUCCCUGGUCCCAACAUCCUUUUUCCUUUCCUCGGCAACGUAAUUCCUUUGAUCACAAAUCCCACCAAGUUCUGGCAACUUCAAGCUCAGCUGUCUGCUUCCGUUGGAUUUUCGGUUAAUUACGUUGCCGGUUGCUUCAUCGUCUUUAUCCGAAAUACUGAACUUUCUCACCUUAUCUUAGCCAACGUCAAACCCGAUGCUUUCUUACUUGUGGGACACCCAUAUGGUAAAAAACUCUUCGGCCAACAUAACAUGGUCUAUAUGUUCGGACAAGAUCACAAAAAUCUCCGCCGUCAUAUUGCUUCUAACUUCACUCCAAAAGCAUUAUCAACCUACGCCCAGUUGCAGCAGCUCAUUAUUCUUAAGCAUUUUAAAUCAUGGGAGCGACUUUGGUCAACUGUUUCGCCCGCGGAGCCGAUUCCGCUCCGUCUUUUAGUUCGCGACAUGAAUCUCCAGACUUCUCAAACGGUUUUCCUUGGCAAGUAUCUAUCAAGUGAAGCUCGGGAGAGAUUCAGAGUAGAUUAUGAUCUUUUCAAUGCGGGUUUAAUGAAGCUACCCUUUGAUUUCCCUGGUUUCGCUUUCCGAAAGGCCAAGCUGGGUGCUGCGCGGAUUCUCAAAACGCUUACUCAUUGCGCUGCUGAAAGUAAAAAGAGAAUGCUCCAAGGAGAAGACCCUUCUUGUCUAAUCGAUUUUUGGGUGCAGGAAAUGGUUCGAGUAACCGCGGAGUCCAAAACACCGCCGCCACACUCCACCGACGAAGAAAUCGGCAGCUACCUAUUUGAUUUCCUCUUUGCCGCCCAAGAUGCCUCCACGUCGUCGCUCCUCUGGGUGGUGACACUCCUCGAUUCUCAUCCUGAUGUUCUCCGAAAAGUUCGGGAGGAAGUUUCGAGGAUAUGGUCGCCGGAAUCGGAUGCUCUAAUGACCGCAGAGCAAUUAAGGGAAAUGAAGUACAUACAAGCAGUGGCGCUUGAGGUGGUGAGAUAUCGGCCGCCGGCGACAUUAGUGCCGCACAUUGCACUGGAGGAUUUCCCGUUGACCGAGUGGUACAUAAUUCCCAAAGGAUCGAUAGUGUUUCCAUCGGUUUACGAGUCGUCCUUCCAAGGGUUCAGGGAAGCCGACCGUUUCGAACCGGAGCGGUUCUCUGAGGAGAGGCAGGAAGACGUGAUCUUCAAACGGAACUACCUAGCUUUAGGGGCCGGUCCACACCAGUGUGUGGGCCAAAGAUACGCCCUGAACCAUCUGGUUCUGUUCAUCGCCAUGUUCGUCACGUUACUGGAUUUCAAGAGGCACCGAACCGACGGCUGCGAUGAAAUUAUAUACACUCCGACAAUCAGCCCUAAAGACGGAUGCAUGGUUUUCCUCUCAUGGCGUUGCCCACGUUACCCAAAUUUCACUCUUAAUUGAUCAAACUUUGUUUGUUCUGUCUUUGUUUUCUUACAAUAUCUGCUAAACUUAAUGGUUAAAGAUGCCAUUGUCGUCUUCUCACAACUGAAGGACCAGUUCAACAUGGUUAUUGCUUAUGAUUCUACCACGUGGGGGGAUAUUAUAUCAUAUAUGCAUACUAUAUAAACAAACAAAGUUUGGGUGAAAAAUGGGAUAUUGGUGUUUAAAGUUUAGGCGAAUGGGAAAAAAUAAAUAUGUAAAAAAAAAAUGGUAUAUUCAUUUCU
Gossypium raimondii (Peruvian cotton) is the source of this 2064-nucleotide messenger RNA. Its product is annotated as cytochrome P450 710A1. Gene Ontology annotation, biological process: sterol metabolic process. The transcript has a single exon. The record is from RefSeq and is a predicted model, not a curated record. Gene Ontology annotation, molecular function: iron ion binding; oxidoreductase activity, acting on paired donors, with incorporation or reduction of molecular oxygen; monooxygenase activity. Bases 290 to 1801 code for a protein of 503 amino acids. Lineage: Eukaryota; Viridiplantae; Streptophyta; Magnoliopsida; Malvales; Malvaceae.